This is a messenger RNA of Hipposideros armiger (great roundleaf bat), 4104 nucleotides long. RefSeq names its product cadherin related family member 2 (gene CDHR2). The record is from RefSeq and is a predicted model, not a curated record. The transcript is spliced from 27 exons. Gene Ontology annotation, biological process: cell morphogenesis; calcium-dependent cell-cell adhesion; adherens junction organization. Gene Ontology annotation, cellular component: adherens junction; plasma membrane; catenin complex. Gene Ontology annotation, molecular function: calcium ion binding; cadherin binding; beta-catenin binding. Bases 810 to 3998 code for a protein of 1062 amino acids. Lineage: Eukaryota; Metazoa; Chordata; Mammalia; Chiroptera; Hipposideridae.
GAAAAUAAUAUGACUCCGUGGCCGUUCAAAGAACCUUUGCUUCUGGGAGAGUUUGCCCCUCUCCCCCAGCCGCGGACUGGGGAUGGGGCAUUUCUGAGUCUCAGUUUCCUCGUCUGCGAAGUGGGAGCAAUAAUAUCUCCUUGGGAUGGCUGGGAGAUUCCAGUGACAAGGGGAGGCUAUGCCCAUGGCUAGAAGCAACCCGGAUCAGCGUAGCGGAUAUCUGCUCAAGCUGGCCUUCCCGAGUCCCCGAUGGCAUCCCCCAUGCCCCUCAUCCUGGGCGUAUUAGGCGGGUCACCUGCUAUUGUGGGCUCUUAUAGCGGGGAGGGGACCAAGGUCUCGGAUGUCGCCCUAGAUGUCAACUGUCACCCUCCCUGCCUCCUGCCUGCCUGCCUGCCCCAGGGCUGGGCCUGGCUCCCAGGUGCUCUGGGCCCGGGCAUGGCAGGGCCGUCUCUCCUGUGGCCUGGGCCUCCAUCCUGGGAGCGCUGGGGCUGUCACCGCUGUCCUGCCCUCCUGCCUCCUCCCUAGCUGUGAUCAGUGCCCGCCCGCCUGAGGAGUCGAGUCAUCCUCAUUCCGGGGGGUGCGGUCUCUGGCAGAGUUAAUGAUUGCUCAGGGGCGGUGGAGAUGGUGCCAAAGUCUGCGGGCCACUCUCGCAAUCACCAGACGUGCCCACCUGUGCCUGCGGGUGUCCAUCCGCCACUUCCGCGGCCCAGGUAGGGACCGUACAGCUCCGCUGCAGCAGGGCGUGGAGUCUCUUGCCGUAGGGGUAGGGACCAAGUGCAGUCGUUGGAGCCAAGGUCCUUUCAGACGUGAUGGCUUGGCCAUGGCUGUCCUGCCUCCUGCUUCCUGCCCUCAUCAUGUCUGUGGCAGCCAACGUGCCCCCGCAGUUUGCGUCCAACAUGACGUCAGUGAGCCUGCCCGAGGACCUACCAGUGGGUGCCGAGGCCUUUUGGAUGGUAGCUAAGGACCUGGACCAAGACCCUCUGACCUACGGGAUUAGUGGCUCCUUCGCCUACUUCUUCAAUGUCACCCCGGCCACUGGGGAAGUGAAACUGGCCAGCGCUCUGGACUAUGAGACACUCUACUGGUUCACAGUCACCAUGUCCGUGAGCGACAGUCACAACAACCCAGUGAGUUGGGGUGGGGUGUGGAGGGGGGGGAGGUCCAGAGAUCAGAGGUCAGGGGACUGGGGCCCACUCCUGACUCACGCCUCUACCCGCAUCCCCAUCGAUGACCUCACCAUGGUGGUGUAUGACCCAGACAAGGGCAGCAACGGCACCUUCCUGCUGUACCUGGAGGGCCCAGAUGCCGAAGCCUUCAGCGUCUCCCCUGAGCGAGCGGCAGGCUCAGCCGAGGUACAGGUGCUGGUGAAGGUCCCGUCGCUGGUGGACUAUGAGAACAAGACUGUGAUGUUGGUACAGGUCAUGGCUAUUGACUCAGUCAGCAGAAACUUCUCUGUUGCCUCGGUGACCAUCCACCUUAGAGACAUUAAUGACCACAGACCCACAUUCCCUUAUAACCUGUACAACUUCAGUGUCUUUGAGCACAGCGAAAGUGGCACUGUGGUCACCAACAGCACCCAUGCUUUUGACCCAGACACAGGUGAGGGGGGCCGCAUCACCUACAGCCUGCUUCCGGGGAACGGGGCAGACAUCUUUGAGGUGGACCCAGACUCAGGAACCGUGACUGUGGGAAACAGCGAGCUUCUGGACCGGGAGAAGCAGGCCGUGUACUACCUCACACUGCAGGCCACAGACGGCGGGGGCCUGUCGUCCUCCACCGUGCUGCAUGUCUACCUGCUGGACAUCAACGACAACGUGCCGGUGGUCAGCGGCUCCUACAACAUCUUUGUCCAGGAGGAGAAGGACAACGUCUCCGUGACCAUUCAGGCUCGUGACAACGACCAGCCAGGCACCAACAAUAGCCAUCUAUACUUUAGCCUGCUGCCCAGUCCCUACAGCCACAACUUCUCAGUGGACCCUGACACAGGGCUCCUCAGAAACCUGGGGCCCCUGGACAGAGAGGCCAUCGACCCUGCCCUGGGGGGCCGAAUUGUGCUGACUGUGCGUGUGGCUGACCGUGGCAUGUCUCCCCUCAGCACUCAGGUCAAUGUCACCAUCACUGUGGAGGACAUCAAUGAUAAUGUGCCCGUCUUCGACCAGUUGAACUACACCUUCCCAGUGAAAGAGAAUGACCCAGGAGUGCUGGUGGGUGUGGUGAAGGCCUGGGAUGCAGACCAGACAGAAGCCAACAACCGCAUCAGCUUCAGUCUGUCAGGGAGCGGUGCCAACAACUUCAUGAUCCGAGGCUCAGUGCUGGGGUCUGGGCAGGCUGAGGGCUACCUCAGGCUGGCCUCAGGUGUGAGCCUGGACUAUGAGACCCAGGCCUCCUUCAACCUGACAGUGAGUGCUGAGAACCCAGACCCCCAGGGGGCUGAGGCCACAGCAGGAAUCUUUGUGCCCGUGGAGGACGUGAACGAUGAGCCACCCACGCUGGAUGCGGCCUCACUCCGGGGCAUCCGUGUGGCUGAGAAUGGCUCGCAGCACGGCCUGGUGGCUGAAGUGGUUGCCCGGGAUGUGGACACCGCUGCCCAGCUGGAGGUGCAGCUUGUGAACGUGAUCUGUACUAAGGCUGAAGUUGACGUGGGCAGCCUGUGCCAUGGCUGGUUCUCUGUGCUGGCCAAUGGCUCUGUGCUCAUCAAUCAGAGCGAGGCCAUCGACUAUGAGACCUGUGACCUGGUCACGCUGGUCGUGCGGGCCUAUGACCUCACAACGGACCCCCGCUUCCAGGCCUACAGUGCCAAUGGAAGCCUCCCCAUCACCAUCGAGGACGUGAAUGACAACGCACCCUAUUUUCUGCCUGAGAAUAAGACUUUUGUGGUCAUCCCAGAAGUUGUGAUACCCAAUCAGCAGGUGGCUUUUGUCCGGGCUAGAGACAACGACUCAGGGAGCAACGGGGCCAUCGUGUUCUCCAUCCUCCAAGUGAAUUUCAUCUCUAAGGAUGGGACCGUGAUCCCUUUCCAGGGCUUCUUCCGGGUCUCCAACUCCUCGGAGGCCGACGUGUUCAUUGGCAACAUUGAGCUGGUGACCAGCCUUGAUUCCACUCUCCAAGGUACCUACCAAGUGACAGUACAGGCCCAGGACAGACCUUCCGUGGGUCCUGCCCAGAAAGCCAAGAUCACCCUGAAUCUCUUCACUGUGGACCAGAGUUACCGUGUGAGGCUGCAGUUCUCCACGAACAAGGAGGAGGUGGGCGCCAAUACGGAGAAGAUUAAGGCGGCUCUUGCCCAGGCGACCAGGACUACUGUCUACAUUGUGGACAUUAAGGACAUAGAAUCCACAGCUCGGGCCCGAGGUCGGUCCUACCUCGAUGCCUACUUUGUCUUCUCCAAUGGGUCGGCCCUGACAGUUGAUGAGCUGAGUGUGAUGAUCCGGGAAGAUCAGGACUCACUGACGCAGCUGCUGCAGCUGGGGCUGGUGGUGCUGGGCUCCCAGGAGACACUGGAGUCAGACUUGCCGAAGCUGCUCACUAGCACCAUCAUAGGAUUGGGAGUGGCUUUGCUGCUGGUCAUCUUGAUCAUGGCCACGGCCCUCGUGUGUGUCCGGAAGAGCUACCACCGGAAGCUUCGGGCUAUGAAGGCUGCCAAAGAGGCCCGGAAGACAGCAGCGGGGGUAAUGCCCACAGUCUCUGCCAUCCCUGGGACUAACAUGUAUACCUCUGAGAGGGCCAAUCCUAUGCUGAACCUCGACACCAACGACCUAGGCUUUGAGUCUCAAUCCUCCACCAGCGACCUGGACCAUAUCAGCCUUAACUCCCUGGACAACAACACCGUGGACCUGGAAAAGGACAAACAGAAAUCCAAGAAGGAGCCCCUGCAUAGUUCGAUGGAGGCAGAUGAAGAGCCCCUGAGUGUGGUGCUGUCAGGAAGAAAGGCGGGCACAGGUGGGCAGCAGAAUCAAGUGUCGUUCACCAAUGCUGGCCUGGACACCACAGACCUGUGAUGGGCCCCCCUCUGCUGGUCUACCUCUGAAGAGGACCUGUCUCCCCCAAACUAUACCUACCCUCCCUGAACAUAAUAUAUUGUGUUGCUCUGCUCCCUUCUGCUUG